Messenger RNA from Penicillium cataractarum, 1674 nucleotides. Its product is annotated as S10 family peptidase. The record is from RefSeq and is a predicted model, not a curated record. Gene Ontology annotation, biological process: proteolysis. Gene Ontology annotation, molecular function: serine-type carboxypeptidase activity. NCBI's taxonomy places the organism in Eukaryota, Fungi, Ascomycota, Eurotiomycetes, Eurotiales, Aspergillaceae. The transcript has 8 exons. Gene Ontology annotation, cellular component: fungal-type vacuole. The coding region runs from base 1 to 1674 and encodes 557 amino acids.
AUGCGCGUCCACAGUCUACUUCCAUUGGCGCUGCCGCUCGCAGCAGCAGCCUCGGUGCCCCUCGGUACCGAGUUCGCUCGUCGCCAGCUUCCUAAUGAGCCUACUGGGGUCAAGACCAUCAAGACUGCCAAUAAUGUUACCAUUCGGUAUAAGGAACCCGGCAAACACGGCGUCUGUGAAACGACACCGGGGGUGAACUCAUAUGCCGGUUAUGUGGACUUGGCUCCAGAUGCGCAUACUUUCUUCUGGUUCUUCGAGGCACGUCACGACCCAGAGAACGCACCAAUUACUUUGUGGUUGAACGGUGGCCCUGGCAGUGAUUCAUUGAUCGGUUUGUUUGAAGAACUCGGUCCCUGCCGUGUCAACGAGAAGAACGAGACCGAGAUCAACCCUUACUCUUGGAACGAGGUCUCUAAUAUGCUUUUCAUCUCCCAGCCCCUGGGAACUGGUUUCUCAUAUGCCGAGAAAGAAGCUGGCUCUCUCAACCCCUUCACUGGCGUGUUUGAGGAUGCAUCCUUUGCGGGUGUUCAGGGCCGCUACCCGGUUAUUAACGCUACUUUGAUUGACACCACCAAUCUUGCUGCUGAAGCAACCUGGGAAGUUCUGCAGGGAUUCCUUGGUGGUCUGCACAAGCUGGACCCAAAGAUCAAGUCGAGAAGCUUCAACCUGUGGACUGAGAGUUAUGGAGGACACUAUGGCCCUGCUUUCUUCGAUCACUUCAUGAAGGAGAACGACAAGAUUGCCAACGGUACUACCAAGGGCGUUCAACUUGACUUCAACACCCUGGGAAUUAUAAACGGAAUCAUCGAUGAGUCUAUCCAGGCUCCUCAUUACCCCGAGUUUGCUCGUCAUAACACGUACGGCAUUGAAGCGGUAAACGAGACUGUCUAUAAUUACAUGAAGUUCGCCAACUCCAUGCCCAACGGUUGCCAGGACCAGAUCUCCUACUGCAAGACCACCAAUCGCACCUCGCUGGCUGACUUGGCAAUCUGUACCGAGGCCGCCAAUAUGUGCCGUGACAACGUUGAGAGCCCAUACUACGUCUUCAGUGGCCGCGGCACUUACGAUAUCCGCCACCCUUCCCAAGACCCUACCCCUCCCAGUUACUACAUUAACUACCUCGCCAAAGACGAAGUCAAGAACGCCCUUGGAGUUGAUCUUAACUACACUCAAUCUAACGCCGAGGUCUACUACGCCUUCCAACAAACUGGUGACUUCGUCUGGCCCAACUUCAUCGAAGACCUCGAAGAUAUCCUUACCCGACCCGUCCGCGUCGCUCUUAUCUACGGUGACGCAGAUUACAUCUGCAAUUGGUUCGGUGGCCAAGCAGUCUCUCUCGAAACCAAUUACAAACACAGCAAGGAAUUCCGUGCCGCGGGAUAUGCCCCUUUCACAGUGGAUGGUGUGGAGUAUGGUGAAACUCGCGAGUAUGGUAACUUCUCGUUCACCCGUGUUUACGAAGCUGGCCACGAGGUUCCGUACUACCAGCCCGUUGCCUCUCUGCAGUUGUUCAACCGUACGCUGAAUGGUUGGGAGUUGCCGACUGGUGAGAAGAAGCUGACCCCGGACUUUGGAUCAGAUGGUCCCGCAACCGCAACGCAUACUGAGUCAUCAGUGGCAUUGCCAACAUCAACGUCCACGGAGGGCUUUUCCGUUGGCAAGAAGCACUUCUAA